Drosophila albomicans is the source of this 3923-nucleotide messenger RNA. RefSeq lists its product as uncharacterized. The transcript has 7 exons. The record is from RefSeq and is a predicted model, not a curated record. Gene Ontology annotation, biological process: signal transduction; regulation of small GTPase mediated signal transduction. NCBI's taxonomy places the organism in Eukaryota, Metazoa, Arthropoda, Insecta, Diptera, Drosophilidae. Gene Ontology annotation, cellular component: cytoplasm. Gene Ontology annotation, molecular function: GTPase activator activity. The coding region runs from base 512 to 3595 and encodes 1027 amino acids.
ACGUAUUUAUUAUAAGUCCUAAUAUAUUAUAUUAAAUUUAAAAAGUAAUUUGCGGUAAAUAAUUCGAUAAUUAUUGCACAUUUCUUAGUUUCUUCGUUUCCUAACACUUUUUGCGUAUUAUUUUGGCAACGAGUGGCAACUCUGCAAUUCAAUUCACAGCGGUUGGUGAAGAGCGUCGGCAAUUUUCCGACAAUUAAUUUUCAGAGUAAAGCAGCGAAAAUGAGACGUGCGGUUAAUGUCGAAUAGUGCAGAAUAUAGUUAAUUAGUUUUAGUGACUAAGUGCGAAAUAACAAUCGGAGUGCAUGGCUUAAUGUUAGGAGCAUCCCAUUUACUAGCUAUUGUUAUCCUGCGCGUUAUUUCCGUUUCGUUUUCGGGUUUCGUUCGUUGUUUUUGUUGUUUUCGCUGCAGCAGCUGCUAACGACAAACACACAUACACAUAUACAAAUCGCAUACAUAGUCAGCGCUAUAUUUUCGUUUUGGACCGACGUCACAUCAUCAUACAUAUCCAACAAUGGACAUGGAAUACGUGAAUAUCAAUGAAUUUAACGACCUCGAGCUGGCGACGCGCAUGCGCACCUGCAACUAUGAGAAAUAUAAAUCUCUCGUACGCAUGCAUCUCUCGUUUGAGCUUGAAUUGAACACCGAUGAAUUCGAUUUAGCCUGCCACGAGAUUGUGUACGAGGACAAAGGCAAGCUCAAGAAAUGGAAUCGCCUGUCGAAGAAGCAUCGUUUGGGCCACGGUGGCAACACAGCUGGCGUUGCAACAGUGACGGGCUGUGCCACAGGUGCUGGUAGCAAAUCUGUGGGCAACAGUCCCACGGAAUGCUUGCAGCAACAGAUCGAUGCGGGCUUUCUAAUGCAUCUCCUGGAGCUCAAAGAGUUUCUGAUGCUCGAGAAGAAUCUUACUCAGGAGGGCAUAUUUCGUAAAACAGGUGCCGUAUCCAGGCAAAACGAACUGCGUUUGCAUAUACAACAGGACAAGCCACUGGAACUGGAACAAUCGGAAUUCUCAGCCCACGAUUGUGCCACAGUUUUCAAGAGUUUUCUCGCCGAAUUACCCGAACCAUUGCUCACAGAUGCCCACUAUCCAGCACAUCUACAGAUAGCACCACUGUGCCAAGCUCUUACCGAAGAAAGAACACAGUCGACUUUGGAGCGUCAGCAACACUUGCUAAACUCGGUGCAAUUGCUCUUAUUAUUGCUGCCUGAGGAGCAUCGUGAGUUGCUCAAACACAUUAUUGAAAUGCUGCAUGCCGUCUCAUUGCACGAGCAGAGCAAUAAGAUGACAGCAACCAAUUUGGCCACGAUAUUUACACCACAUCUUAUCUGUCCACGCAACCUGCCGCCUGAGGUAUUGCACUAUACGGCGAAACGGAUGUCAAGCAUCAUCGCUUACAUGAUAUCCCGCAACCUCGACAUCUUUGCUGUGCCUGCGAAACUGGCAACUGAUAUUCGGGCGUACUUUCUUGAACGCAAACGCAAGAAAACAAUGUCGCCGGAGCAAACGCUUGACGAAUCCAUCUCGGACAUCUCGACGGUCAACACGGUGUACACUUUUGUAGAUCGUGCAGCCACCGCUGCGGCCACUAAUACUAACACUACGGAUACGGAGCUGGCCCAGCUAUAUGCUCACAUUCAAAGUCUGCCCGAGUCAUCGAAGAAACGGCGACUAAUCAAGCAAUUCAACAAGCAGAAUGGGCAGGGUACUCCACUACAGUUGGUUGUAAUGAAUCGACUAAAGAACAAUGAGGCAACUCGCAGCGCCAAAUCAUUGGGCGAUUCUAUCAAGAAGCACAUCUUUCACAAGAGCCUUAUGUCGCGUACCCCAAAACGUGCGCCUGCUUUGCAAGCUAUGAGCGGAUCAGAGACGCCAAAUUUAUCGCAUGCCAAGGCGCCCAAGUUGCGCGUGCUAUUCCAAAGUCCCACGCCUGCGAUGUCAUUGCCUCCAUCAUCCAUCAGCGUCACCGCAUCUGGCACUAACCCUUUGCACACGCUUCAGAAAUCCAUUUCAUCCACAUCGCUGAAGAUCGAAUCAUCGUCAGACAGUAGCAGUAGCUGUGGUGCGAAUAGCAGCAGCAGCCACUCGGCGCCCGUCAGUCGCCAGCAAUCACAUGAGCUGGCGUCUGUGCCCGCCGCUGUGCCCGAAUUGGACGAGAUCGAUACACGGUGUGUGACCCCGUUAAAGGUUAUCUCAGCGGCAGCACAGCAACUGAUCAGUGUGGCAGCUGAUAAGAAGAGUGUGGCAUGGAAUGAUCGACGUCUGCACGAGAUCGAGGAAUACUCGAAUCCCUGUACGCCCGUACAGCAAUCAUCACGCUACAAGUCGGAGCCUAAUCUCUGUAGUCUGCGACCACAGGUGCAUGGCGUUGAAGAUGACGACGACGAGGAGGCUGCGUUAACGCCCAUUGUGGAGGUGUCAACGGCAACGAGCAGCGGUAUGGGCAAAUCGUUGACACGCAAACUGAUGAAGGGCGUCAGCAUGGGCAAUCUGCGUUUUCCAUUCAGCACACCGGAGACCACAAAACGUUUGGUGCGCAGCGUUUCGGCAACGUUGAAGCGACGUCCUAGCGAUGACGCCAAGCAGUCGGCCUGCCAUUUGCAGGCGGCAGACGCACCCCUGCUCGAGGAUAUGGAUGAUAGUGAUUUGGAGGAAGCUCAAGAUCAUGCCAUCGAUGAGGAUACUUUAUCGGAAACAAAUGCCAGCUCUAAUGAAUUGCCCGCUGGCAUUGGCUUGCCAGGUAACAUUGAUUAUCAUCAGCAGCUGCUACAGAGCAGCGUUUAUCGUAACCUCGAUCUAAUUACGAGUACUCCAUCGCUCCGCAUGGGUCGUCGCUCAAUGUCGCCCAUCACGAAAUCUACCCAACGCAUGCCCAAGGCGAUGCAGGAAUCAAUUAUGACACCGCGUUCUCGAAAACCGGUGAUGCUGCUCAAUGCAUUGGGCAAUGGCGAUAAGCAACCGAAUCCUUGCUUUGUCGACCAAGCUGAGCAAACCGACCAGGACGAGCUGAUGGACAGCAAGCAAUUGGAGCCCCCUGCAUUGCACUGCGAAGAUGCUACCUCACUGGGCGGCUAUGCUGAUAUACUGAGGCGACAGUAUAUAAAUGGCACAUUGUUGUCAUCUCGCCAGCGUUCAAGCAGCAGCAGCAAUAGCAACAGUACAGAGGAGCCAUCAUUGGAGGGCAAACCACACAAUGCGCUCACAAGCGACUUCAAGGAGUAUCUGCUCACUCGCAGCGUUCUGACAGCCAGUCCAGCGGAUCUAUCCUUUGCCAGUCGCUCCGAUGAUUUUGGUGGCACCAACACUACACAGGACAUUGAGGAUUACGAUGAAUCGGAGCUGAGUCCCAGUUUGCUUUACUGCUUGGAUGGCAAUGAACCGGCGGCGGUUGCUUCGCCCUUGGGUAGCUUCAACAGUAGUGGUCGCAAACGUUCCGCAGAUACACCGCUUAUAACUGGUAUUAUACCUGAUGGGGAUGAUGACCAUAAUAAGGAGAACAUUUUGUUCCGAGAUGAUGAGGAUGCCGAUGAGCAUUUACUCACCAAAAAAUUACUGAUUACUUCUCGUGAGGAGUAUCCAGGCGAAACGGCACUUUAGUAUUAAGCAAGCAAACAUUUAGCAUUGCACCUUUUUAACGUUAAAACCGUUGUACGGUUUUAAAAAAUUAUCUCUUCUCAAACACAUUGCUUCCGUGAAAUUGUUUUCGAAAACAAACAAACGAGCCAACAGAAAUGUUGGCACAUUCUUUAUUAGUUUUUAGGAUACAACGUUUUCGCUUUGUAAUUGGCCGCGUUUUCCACAUACUGUUUAAGAUUCUUACAUUUUAAAUGCAUGCCCCAUAAAUAUUCAAAACCAAUAUUGCUUUCAAAAUUAUAUAUUUUAAUAUACUUAAUCAUUAAUAAAAGAUAUUUUAUUACUUAAACAA